AUGCUGGCUCCGUUCAUGCUGACCACUCUGGCGGGCGUGCUGCUUGCGGCCCCCGAGGCUUCCGCUGCGUGCAGCAACUGGUCCACUCGCUACCAGAAGAAUCUGGAGGGCGUCUGCGUCUGCAACUCGACCCAGUGCGACACGGUCUCGAAUGACUACACGAGCCUCAUCCCCGGCCAGGUGGGCGUCUACACGUCGUCCAAGGACGGCGAUCGCUUCGCCUACAAGGUGGUGAACGUCGACCAGACCGCCGCGAGCAGCCCGACGUACACCAUCGAUGUCUCGACCCAGUACCAGACCAUGAUCGGCUUCGGCGGCAGCUUCACGGACGCCGCGGCCAUCAACGUGUACAAGCUCUCGGCGACGCUGCAGCAAAUGGUGCUGGACCAGUACUACUCGGACAAGGGGCUGCAAUACUCGCUGGGCCGCGUGACCAUCGGCUCCACGGACUUCUCGACCAGCAUCUACUCGUACAACGACAACGAAGGCGACCUGGCCCAGGACAAGUUCUCUAUUGACGUGGACCGCAAGUCCAACAAGAUCGACCUCAUCCAGCGCGCGCUGCGGACCUCGUCGCGCGACAUCAAGCUGUUUGCGUCGUCGUGGGCCCCUCCGGCGUGGAUGACGACCAAGACCACGACCAUCAACUGCGCGCUCAAGGGCAACCCGGGCGAGGAGUACUGGCGCUCGCUGGCGCUUUACUACUCCAAGUUCUUCGACGAGUAUCAGAAGGAGGGCAUCGACUUCUGGGCCAUGACGGUGCAGAACGAGCCGACCAAGUCCAUCCUGCAGACGUCCGAGUGGCAGUCGCUGCGUAUGACGGCCGAGCAGCAGCGCGACUUCGUCAAGCUUGACCUGGGCCCCACAAUGGCCAAGAACCACCCGAACCUCAAGAUCAUCGCCGGUGACGACCAAAAGGCGGGCAUUCUGGACGAGCUGGCCCCGUUCGAGGACGCCGACGCGCUCAAGUACAUCAGCGGCCUGGGCGUGCACUGGUACCGCAACCUCGACUUCUUUUUCUUCAGCCUGGGCGGCGACUUCGACAAGCUGCUGACGUUCCACAACAAGUUCCCGGACGUUUUCAUGCUCGCGACUGAGGCGUGCGAGGGAUUCCUGCCGAGCUUCUUGGGCACGGGCUCGGGCGUGUCGCUCACGGACGCUGACAAGAGCUGGUCUCGCGCCGAGAACUACGGCCACGACAUCAUCGAGGACAUCAACAACUUCGUGGUCGGAUGGACGGACUGGAACCUCGUGCUGGACACCACCGGAGGCCCCAACUGGGCCAAGAACUUCGUGGACGCGCCGAUCCUCGUGGACGAAGUCAGCGGCGCCGAGUUCUACAAGCAGCCCAUGUUUUACAUCAUGGGCCACUUCUCCAAGUUCGUGCCGGCCGGUUCGCGCCGCAUCGAGUUCCCCAAGACCAAGACGCUCAGCAACUUCCACCGCUGCGCGUUCGUCACGCCCGACAACAACGUCGUGUUGCAGUUCCUGAACCGCGACAGCUCCAAGGUUACCGUGAGUGUCAAGCAGACGGACGCCAAGACGUUCACGCUGACGCUGCCCGGCCACUCGAUGCAGACGGUCAUCCUGCCGGCGUCUGAUGCUACCAAGAUCCAGGCUUAG
This is a messenger RNA of Phytophthora sojae, 1623 nucleotides long. RefSeq names its product putative glycosyl hydrolase family 30 glucosylceramidase. Lineage: Eukaryota; Oomycota; Peronosporomycetes; Peronosporales; Peronosporaceae. Gene Ontology annotation, molecular function: glucosylceramidase activity. Gene Ontology annotation, biological process: glucosylceramide catabolic process. The record is from RefSeq and is a predicted model, not a curated record. The coding region runs from base 1 to 1623 and encodes 540 amino acids. The transcript has a single exon.